Messenger RNA from Alligator sinensis (Chinese alligator), 2666 nucleotides. RefSeq names its product pescadillo ribosomal biogenesis factor 1 (gene PES1). Lineage: Eukaryota; Metazoa; Chordata; Crocodylia; Alligatoridae. The transcript is spliced from 14 exons. Gene Ontology annotation, cellular component: PeBoW complex; nucleolus. The annotation marks the transcript as partial. Gene Ontology annotation, molecular function: RNA binding. The record is from RefSeq and is a predicted model, not a curated record. Gene Ontology annotation, biological process: maturation of LSU-rRNA from tricistronic rRNA transcript (SSU-rRNA, 5.8S rRNA, LSU-rRNA); ribosome biogenesis.
CGGAUCUUUGUGCUUGUUCCUCCCAAGUACGAGCGGGGUUCAGCCACCAACUACAUCACCAGGAACAAGGCCCGGAAGAAACUGCAGCUGAGCCUCGCAGACUUCAGGCGGCUGUGUAUCCUGAAGGGGGUUUACCCUCAUGAGCCAAAGCACAAGAAAAAAGUAAACAAAGGCUCCACAGCAGCACGGACUUUCUACCUCCUCAAAGACAUCAAAUUUCUUCUCCAUGAGCCCAUCAUUAACAAGUUCCGGGACUAUAAGGUGUUUGUCCGGAAGCUUCGGAAGGCAUAUGGGAAAAGCGAAUGGAACACGGUGGAGCGGCUGAAGGAUAACAAGCCCAGCUACAAACUUGACCACAUUGUUAAGGAGAGGUACCCAACAUUCAUUGAUGCCCUGCGGGAUCUGGAUGAUGUACUUUCCAUGUGUUUCCUCUUUGCCACCUUUCCACGGACAGGCAAAUGCCACGUGCAGACAAUUCAGCUGUGUCGCCGCCUCACUGUGGAGUUCCUCAACUACAUCAUUGCCUCCCGCUGCCUGCGUAAGGUGUUCCUCUCCAUCAAAGGGAUCUAUUACCAAGCAGAGGUGAUGGGGCAGCUCAUUACGUGGAUCACCCCAUAUGCCUUUGCCCAUGAUCACCCAACAGAUGUGGACUACAGGGUCAUGGCAACCUUCACAGAGUUCUACACCACCUUGCUGGGCUUUGUCAAUUUUCGCCUCUACCAGUCUCUCAACCUACACUACCCCCCAAAGAUUGAAGGCCAGGCCGAGGUGGAGCUGAAGCCCAAGGAAGGGGAGGCCUAUGCCCUGAACUCUGAGAGCUACGUGGAGAAACUCUCUGCUCUGAGCGCCAGCCUGGCCCGGGUGGUUGCCCCAAACCCAGAGGAUGAAGUGGAAAUAGAUGAAUUCCCUGUGGAUGGGGAGAGUGCAGAGCAUGAGGAGGCAAGGAGAAAAGAACAGGAGUCCUUGGAGAAGCAAAAGAAGUUGUUUGAGGGGCUGCGGUUCUUCCUAAACAGGGAGGUGCCUCGGGAGCCCCUGGCCUUCAUCAUCCGGUGUUUUGGGGGUGAAGUGUCUUGGGACAAGUCCGUAUGCAUUGGAGCCACCUAUGAUGUGACAGACCCAACCAUCACCCACCAGAUAGUUGACCGGCCCAACCUAGAGAAGCAGGUCAUUAGCAGGUAUUAUCUCCAGCCACAGUGGGUGUUCGAUUCAGUCAAUGCUAAGAUGUGCCUCCCAGUGGCUGACUACUUUCCUGGUGUACUACUGCCCCCACACCUCUCCCCCUUUGUCGCAGAGAAGGAUGGGGACUAUAUCCCACCAGAGAAGCUGAAGCUUCUGGCCUUGCAGAGGGGAGAGAACCCAGAGGAGGAGGAGGAGGAGGAAGAGGAAGAGGAGGAGGGUGGUGAGGAAGAUGAUGAUGGCUCAGAAGAGGAAGAUGACUCUGAAAAGGAAGAGGAGGAGAAACUGAAGCGGAUGGAAGAGCAGAAAACUCAGGGAAAGAAACUCCCUGUGAAGGUGACAGUAGGCACAGUGCGGCUGGAGGACAAGCAGCGACGGGUGCAAGAGGAACAGAACGAGGAGAAACGUCUUGCCAUCAUGAUGAUGAAGAAGAAGGAGAAAUACCUGUACCAGAAAAUAAUGUUUGGCAAGAAACGCAAAGUCCGAGAGGCAAACAAACUCGCUGAAAAGAGGAAAGCUCAUGAUGCCACCUUGAAACUGGAAAAGAAGAAAACCAAGAAGGCACGACGGGAAUGAUGGGGCUGCUGAGCUUCCUUGGGGGCAGAACCAGACAUUCGCAAGACUGGCAUGCCCCCUUAGCCUAUUGAGGCUUGCUUUCUGGACUGUACCUCAUGCUUGCUUGAAGACAGGCUGCACCCCAUGCAGGCCAUCAGUGUCUGUGUGAGGUUGACCCUCGGCUUUGUCUUGGGAGGGGAAAAACUGAGUUAAAGCAUAUUUCUUCCCCUUCUCCCCCGUGCCCCCCAAAUCCUUCUGGGUUACUUUACGGGGGGCUGUGAUACUGUUUUGAAUCUGCUUCCCAAGCUUGGAUGGCAUCAAGCCAAGUGGUGAGGCAGACCCUAGGUGGAGAAUGUCCUCCCUGGAAAGCAUUGGUUGUCUCCUACCUUCUUUUCUCUUUUUCCAUUGUGCAUGGUGAGAGUCCACUGUGAUAUGUCUUGAAAGAGAAAAGGGCUCUCAUUUAAUAAGGGAAGCAGGGGAUUUCUCCCUGACUUCUCAAAUCCAGGGCACAGAAAGGAGAAGCAGGCAGACCCUAGAUGCUGCAGCAGUACAAUUUAAGACAGCCAAAAGGUCACCGUGGAGAAGCUGAGCGGUGUAUUAAAUGAGAGAAGGCAUACACAUCCUGCCACGGGGUUUUUUGUAUACGUAAAAGGCUAAAAACGUGUGAAGGGAGUGAGUUGGCUCAAACCAGGCAUUGGGGCCCUUUCAAUAGGAACUUGUGGCGGGUGCUGUCAGAAGUAGGCAUGUUCCUUUCCUGGUGUGUGUGUUUGUUUUGCUGUCUGGGGAACUCCAGGGCCCUUUGUACAAAGUCCAGGGACCUUUGCCUGGGAAAACUGCCCCUUCACCUCCCUUGCUCGGAGUGAGUCUCCCCCAAAGACUGGGGUACUGUACAUGGCUUAUAUUUUAUUGUACUUAAUUAAAAAAGAAUUUUCCUA